This is a messenger RNA of Panicum hallii, 1942 nucleotides long. RefSeq names its product serine hydroxymethyltransferase, mitochondrial. Gene Ontology annotation, biological process: tetrahydrofolate interconversion; folic acid metabolic process; L-serine catabolic process. The transcript has 16 exons. Gene Ontology annotation, cellular component: cytoplasm. Bases 122 to 1666 code for a protein of 514 amino acids. The record is from RefSeq and is a predicted model, not a curated record. Gene Ontology annotation, molecular function: pyridoxal phosphate binding; cobalt ion binding; zinc ion binding. NCBI's taxonomy places the organism in Eukaryota, Viridiplantae, Streptophyta, Magnoliopsida, Poales, Poaceae.
GGCCAUCCAACCAACACCCACGAGCACGGGCAUAUCCAGCUAAAAGCGCCACCGAUUCCACAAUCUCCCAAACUCGCGAGUCGAGGCUCCAACCCCUGCACAGGAGGAGGACGCGCCCACCAUGGCCAUGGCGACGGCGCUCCGCAAGCUCUCCGCCAACGCGCUCCGCCGCCAGCCGCUCUCCCGCAUCACGCCGCUCUACUACUUGGCGUCCCUGCCGGCGACGGAGGAGAGAUCCGGUGUUACCUGGACAAAGCAGUUGAACGCGCCGCUUGAGGAGGUCGACCCCGAGAUUGCUGACAUCAUCGAGCACGAGAAGGCCCGCCAAUGGAAGGGGCUGGAGCUCAUCCCGUCGGAGAAUUUCACGUCGGUGUCAGUGAUGCAGGCGGUGGGUUCCGUCAUGACCAACAAGUACAGUGAGGGGUACCCCGGCGCAAGAUACUACGGUGGGAAUGAAUUCAUUGAUAUGGCCGAAUCCUUGUGUCAGAAACGUGCUUUGGAGGCUUUCCGCUUGGACCCAGCGAAGUGGGGAGUGAAUGUGCAACCUCUGUCGGGUUCACCUGCCAACUUCCAUGUGUACACCGCGCUAUUGAAGCCACAUGAAAGGAUCAUGUCUUUGGAUCUUCCACACGGUGGACAUCUUUCUCAUGGUUACCAGACUGACACUAAGAAGAUUUCGGCAACUUCGAUAUUCUUUGAGACGAUGCCCUACAGAUUGGAUGAAAGCACUGGCUUAAUUGAUUACGAUCAGUUGGAGAAAAGCGCUGUUCUUUUCAGGCCAAAGUUGAUCAUAGCUGGUGCAAGUGCAUAUGCUCGCCUAUAUGAUUAUGACCGUAUGCGGAAGAUAUGCAACAAGCAGAAAGCAAUACUUCUAGCAGACAUGGCACAUAUCAGUGGGCUUGUCGCAGCUGGCGUCAUUCCAUCUCCUUUUGAUUAUGCAGAUGUAGUGACUACCACUACUCACAAGUCACUUCGUGGGCCACGUGGAGCCAUGAUCUUUUACAGGAAGGGAGUGAAAGAAAUAAAUAAGCAAGGAAAAGAGGUAAUGUAUGAUUUUGAGGACAAGAUCAACGCUGCCGUCUUUCCAGGUCUGCAAGGUGGGCCUCAUAACCAUACCAUUACUGGCUUAGCAGUUGCGCUUAAGCAGGCAACUACUCCAGAGUACCGAGCUUAUCAAGAGCAAGUUAUCAGUAACAGUGCUAAAUUUGCACAGAGCUUGGCAGCAAAAGGAUACGAGCUUGUCUCUGGUGGAACUGAUAACCAUUUGGUCCUUGUUAACCUCAAGAAUAAGGGGAUAGAUGGUUCAAGGGUGGAGAAGGUUUUAGAAAGUGUGCAUAUUGCUGCAAACAAGAACACUGUUCCUGGCGAUGUUUCAGCUAUGGUACCAGGAGGCAUCAGGAUGGGAACCCCAGCUCUUACGUCCAGAGGAUUUGUGGAGGAAGAUUUCGCUAAGGUUGCUGACUUCUUUGAUGCAGCAGUGAACUUGGCUGUGAAGAUUAAGGCUGCAACGACAGGUGGAACGAAGCUGAAGGACUUUGUUGCCACCUUGCAAUCUGAUAGUAAAAUCCAAGCUGAGAUUGCAAAGCUUCGCCAUGACGUGGAGGAAUAUGCAAAACAGUUCCCAACAAUUGGAUUUGAGAAAGAGACCAUGAAAUACAAGAACUAAGAUCUGAGUGAUAAGCAGCAAGCAAAGAUGCCAAGACAAUUAUUGGGAGUUCAGAUGGGCAUGAUCAUGCAAACAUAAACCCAUGGCGAAACUGAAAUGGCAUCUUAUGUUAAGAGAGAUAUUGGCAAUUUACAGCAUAUGCAACUUCUGUCAAUAGCCCAUAUUGUAAACACCUACUGCAAGAUCUUAUAAUGAAUAAUAGCCCAUGUUAAGCAGCACUCUUCUUGGACAGUUGCAUUUUCAGUAUGCUCUCUGAAUAACGUGUGCUUGCGGUGU